Cebus imitator (Panamanian white-faced capuchin) is the source of this 536-nucleotide messenger RNA. Its product is annotated as neutrophil defensin 1-like. The transcript is spliced from 3 exons. Gene Ontology annotation, biological process: disruption of plasma membrane integrity in another organism; cellular response to lipopolysaccharide; innate immune response in mucosa. NCBI's taxonomy places the organism in Eukaryota, Metazoa, Chordata, Mammalia, Primates, Cebidae. The record is from RefSeq and is a predicted model, not a curated record. Gene Ontology annotation, cellular component: extracellular matrix; extracellular region. The coding region runs from base 131 to 415 and encodes 94 amino acids.
UAGGACACCUCAUGCCAAAAGACCCUUAAAUAGGGGAAGCCACCUUGUGCACGUCUGCUUCUUGCUACAGAAGACUGCCGUCUGCCUUCUCUGGUCACCCUGCCCAGCUAGAGGAUCUGUGACCCCAGCCAUGAGGACCCUCAUCAUCCUUGCUGCCAUUCUCCUGGUGGCCCUGCAGGCCCAGGCAGGGUUACUCCAGGCAAGAGCUGAUGAGGCUGCUGCAGCUGAGAAGAAGAUUUCAGCGGACAACAAUGACGUGGCUAUUUCCUUUGCAUGGGACGAAAGCUUGAUUCCAAGGAAUUCAGGCUCAAGGGAAAACAUGGCCUGCUUUUGCAGAAUACCGUCAUGCAUUGCAGGAGAACGUCGCCUUGGAACCUGCCUCUACCAGGGAAGAUUGUGGGCAUUCUGCUGCUGAGCUUGCAGAAAAAAGAAAAACGAGCUCAUAGUUUGCUUUGAGAGCUGCGGGGAAUUGCUGUUACUCCUGUACCGUGUCCUCAAUUUCCCUUCCUCACCCUAAAUAAAUGCUUUCUAGCAAG